Labeo rohita (rohu) is the source of this 2037-nucleotide messenger RNA. RefSeq lists its product as uncharacterized. NCBI's taxonomy places the organism in Eukaryota, Metazoa, Chordata, Actinopteri, Cypriniformes, Cyprinidae. The transcript is spliced from 9 exons. The record is from RefSeq and is a predicted model, not a curated record. The coding region runs from base 65 to 1339 and encodes 424 amino acids.
CGGUUACCUUAUAGAGCCGUUCACAAAUAAAGUUUGGCUCUUCAGCUGUGCUCAGCUGCUCAAAAUGACGCUGUUGAAGUGUCAGCAUUGUGUUGGAGAGGAUAAAGCAGCAGAGGAUACAGAGCAUGUGGAGAAAAUCUUGCCACCCGGCUAUAGUCAUCUACUUUGUCAUCAUGAACUGCUGGAAAUGUCCGGGGAUGUUGAAAACUUCAGAGCGGCUCUUAAAUUGCAAAUGACUACUGAGGAGCAGGUCCAGAAGUGGCUGGAGGACUUCCAAAAGUCCUCAGCUUUAACAUGGAGGAAAUCUAGGACGUAUCCUGACUCUGGACGCUACAACAAAUACAGAGUGGAUCUGAGAUGCCAACACAAAACAUACAGUUCAUCAUCCAAGACGACCAAAAAUACCAACUGCCCUGCCACCAUGUUUCUUAUUCUCAAGAGAUUUAUGUAUGAAAGAAAGUCCAGAUCAGGAGACCCACACAUUGAAGAGGGUUAUUUCCUUCAUGUGAACCUGAGGAAUGAACAUAAUCAUAGACUGAACACAGCAGAGGUCAUGAGGUGGAGAGAUGUGUCAAAUGACACCAUUGAAAAGCUACAACAGCUCUACAAAAGCGGUCACUCUCCUUCAUCUGCCCUCAAAACUAUUAAAUACAAUCUGCAGGAAGAGGAAGGCGAUAACUACAUUUAUGCUAUAGCCGAUCGAUCUGUUUGCCCAGACCUUCAGUUCUGCUACAGAUUAUACCACAAGCUUUUUCAGAAAACAUGUGCUGAACCUGCAGAGAAGGACAUUUCAGACGAGCUUUUUAAACCGUUAGAGUUGGAACAAUCAUGGGAGACGGCAGCAGUGACAGCAGAUGGACACAGUGCGUGCAUUGAAGAUGGAGUGUCUGUUGACGCUGUACCAAUGAUCACCACAGAAGCAGAGCAUUUCACAGAAGACAAUGAGCCAGGCCCAAGUGCAACUGAAGAGGUCGUUGGGUCUUUGGAUGGACAGCUUGAAGAGAUCUUUGGGAUGCUGAAAAGGAAGCUGAAUGAGGAUGCAAGUUUUACACCGCCUAUAAGAGCUUUUGUGUCCAGUUUCUUUCAAAUAAAGACUGACAGUGCUCUUCAGGCAUCACUCUUUUCCUUUGGUAAGGCCACUCCGAUAAUCAAUCAGAUCAAUUUACUACCAGCUACAAGUCCACGGAGAAGAGGGGCUUUGGCUGGACGAAGAGCUGUUGGCAGACCCCCAAAGAACUCAAGAAGAGAGCACCCAUACUGCAACAGCAGAUCCAACAACACUCCCCAAACUCUCACAUUCUGUUUGCAAGACAAUAAUACCCUUGAGAAGACAGAUUAACCACCUAUCCCCAACACAUUACCACCUCCAGCAGCAGCAUUUGGUGGGUGUACACAUCCAAACACUAUAUAGAGGCUUGAAUCAAUAAGCCUUCAGAAGAUUGGCAUGAACAUCAUGAAACAUGAACAUUUCAACAUGAAAUCAAUAUUUACCCCAUUUACUUUAUAUUUCUGGUCUUGAUUGCACAGUUCAACAGUGCAUGUUAUUCUAGAAGAGAAAACAUUUGUGUUUGUAAUUUUGAUCACAGUGUAAUAACUGUUUUUUUUUUCAUGUAUGAAACUCAACUUUUCAUCAUGUGGUCAAUUGACUGAUCAAGUUCUACCUUAGGUUGUUUUUUUUUUCUCUCAAUUGAAUCAGUUUCACUCUGCAGUGUCAUAUCAUGACUUAAUAAAGUAACUGCAAAUGCUGGCCACCAUAUAUUUAAAGGUGUCCAGACACCUGAACCUGUUAUUUUAACGACCCUAUAGAAAGAGAAAAUAUGUUUCUGAUAUCUUCAUUGUCCAGACCCAUGUAAUGUGAACAAGCAUUACUGCUUUUAUGUCAUAUGUCACCAAAGUUUAUUUAUGUCCAAUGCUGCUUCAGGGUUGUGUGUGAUGGUGUGGUUUACAUUUUGUCAAAAUAUCACUUGAUAUCACAUGUAAAUUCAUGGGUUUUCAGUAUCAUGAAUGGGAUGAUUUAAAUAAAUAGUGUAAUAAAUA